AUGCUGCAGUUGAUUCUUCAUUUGGUUUUACAUCUCAUGGCGGAUGAUCACUACCGUAUUGGAGUGGAGGAUGUAGAGGAUGAUGAUGAUGAUUCAUCUGGGGAUGGGGACGAGCUAUAUGAUGUGAACAAGGAGCCUAAUUUGGGUGAGGCAGAAGAUCAGGCUCAAGAUGCGUUGGAGCGUAUGCUUGAUGAGUUUGAAAUUGUAGCUGAACAAGCGCCUCCUAUCGAAAAUGCAAUGGUAGGAAAACCUAUAGGCAAAUGGCGUCGUCAGUAUGCUGUUCAAGUUGGGAUUUGUGCGCGCAAAAUCCCCAUUACUCUUCGUUUGAGCGACGUACCUAUUGGCUUGAUAGACACGUUUUGGAAUGAUACAAGGAGUCUAUUUAAUAUUCCAAAUGAGUAUGCCAAGCGAAGGGUGUUUGAAUCCUUACUUGCGACAACAUUCAGAGGCUUCAAGACCACCUUAGUUUGUCGGUUUAUCACAAAGAAGCUUGUGAGAAAACCAAAGAACAAGAAAGGAGGUGGCAUGGAUGAUGAAGUCAUCGAUGAAGAGAAACUCCCAUGGAAAAUAUGGCCUAGUGUAUCAAAGGAAGAUUGGGAUGCUUUCGUUCUUCAAAAAAGCAAAAAAGAAGCAAUUGAAAUAAGGGAGCAGAAUUCCAAGAAUGCAUUGCAGAAGCAAUACUACCAUCGUAUGGGGUGUAUGACGUUUGAUGAAUGGAGGGAGACGUGGGUGAGUGAGGGAUUAUACCCCACUGCGCUUCUAGGGCCCUCCACAGUGCCCUCUGACUCCACGACCAGUACUUUGGUGAGUCGUGCCGGAGAUUUCUUCUGUUCUUUGCAUUCCCGUGAUAAGAAAACCGGGAAAUGGUCCAUCAAGACUCCGAAAACGAAAGAAAAGGCAGAUAAACUUGUAAGCAAUUAUGAAUUGUGA
Molecule: messenger RNA, 930 nt
Organism: Chenopodium quinoa (quinoa)
Lineage: Eukaryota; Viridiplantae; Streptophyta; Magnoliopsida; Caryophyllales; Amaranthaceae
Exons: 5
Coding region: 1-930 (309 amino acids)
Source: RefSeq, a predicted model, not a curated record